This is a messenger RNA of Sordaria macrospora k-hell, 891 nucleotides long. RefSeq lists its product as uncharacterized. Lineage: Eukaryota; Fungi; Ascomycota; Sordariomycetes; Sordariales; Sordariaceae. Gene Ontology annotation, molecular function: GTP binding. The record is from RefSeq and is a predicted model, not a curated record.
AUGUUCCUAGACGAAGAGGAGCAGUUCUCUGUCACCGUAGUUGACACACCAGGCUUUGAUGACACUUGGCGCUCCGACGCGGAAAUCCUCGCUGAUAUCACCGAGUAUCUCGCCACUCAAUACGCUUUGAAGAUCCCGCUCAAGGGCAUCAUCUACUUGCACCCCAUCUACGAGAACCGGAUGAAGGGCUCGGCCCGCAAGUACUUUGAAAUGUUCCGGCUCCUGUGCGGCGACCAGGCGCUCAAGAACGUUAUGCUCGUCACCACCCGCUGGGAUACUGUCGGCCAAGCCCCCGACCAGGUCGGCGAAGCGCUGCGGCGCGAACAAGACCUGCUGGAUAACUGGUGGAAGCCGAUGUUGAAACAGGGCGCUAACGCUGCGCAGUUCAAGGGGACCAAAGGAUCGGCUGAGGCGAUGGUGCUUGAGCUGGUGAGAGAUCGGGACGAGGUGGUGCUGGAUGUCCAACGGGAGCUGGUGGAUGGGCAGAAGGAAGUCGGGGAGACUACAGUUGGGAUGCCGUUUAUGAACCAGCUGGAUAGUGACAUCGCCAAGUGGAAGAGGGUACUAGUGAAGACGGAUGAGGAUUUGGCACUCGCGAGGGAGAUGGAGACCGAUAUGCGUAGCCAGGGUUGGAGGGGCGAUGCGAUGAAAGACGUGGCGGAUCGUAUCGGUUUGUUGAAGGAGAGAAGAAGAGAAGCGGAGAAGGUCGUGAAACAGUUGGAGACCACGCAGAAGAAGAUUCAGGUCAAGGUAGGUGAGAAGGCGAAGCUGCAAGUGGCGGAGAAGAUAUCGGCCUUUGGAGGAAAGUUUGACCCUGUGGCGAGGGCAGCAACAGUGUUCGCGGCGGUGUUGAACAUUACUCUCACCGUUGUGCAGUUCGUGGUUAUGUAA